UGAGAGCCACUGUCCGUUGUGUUUCCAGGUCACUCACCUCGACACUAGCCUUGGAGCACCAGACAGGCCAACAUAUAAUAUGGACUUUAUGUCAGCCUUAUCACUAUGACGCAAAUUCUCCCUGUCACUAAAAAAAAUCCACAAUGGUGUCAGAUAUUGACUUUGUCCUGUCACAAAGAUGUACCGCCCUUUCCUGAUUUAUUAUUGAGCUAUUUCCAAGCCCCCAGCUGAAGCCCUGUAGUUCAAAGAUUACAGACUGUACAGGCCAAGACCUUCAGGCACAGUGUGUGACGGUACAAGAUUGAUUCAACUGUGGGUUGAUUAACUGUCGCACCCUUCAACCUACUUUGUUCAUGAUUAACCCUAUUGUUUUCUAAUGGUUCUGCUUCACUCAAUUUUCUACAGAGACCCAGCAUGUCGUGUAAACAGCAGGGCUUCCAAAGGUGCGUUAGUAGAGGUGCCCAGUGAAGAAGGAACAGAAGAGGAGUUUAUGAAUAAAGAGAGAGACUGACUGAUUGACACCACUGAGGAUGAAGAAGAGCAGAAGUGUGUUAGCGGUGUCACCAGGCGGUGACACCAAUGAGACCCCGGGAGUGUUCGGCAGCACUCUUGGAGUGGACCUUUGCCGGGGCCGCAGGCGUCACUCGGGCACGCUACAGCUGCCCCCGUUGUCAUGGCGACAGGCGGAGAGGGAUCUAAGCCGCGCGCCAGAGGGGGACACCAUGGCCCGGCCCACCACCCUGCCCUUCCACCCACUGCCACAGAUCAACAUCAUCCACGCCGACCCCGACAGCUUCGAUGUGGAGAAUGGCCCGUCUGCGUGCUGCAGCCCCUCGGGUCUCCAGGCGUCCCCUGGCUCCGGCCUGGUCCUGCACCCCAACCUGGGGGCCCACGGGCAGCGCCGAGAGUCCUUCCUCUACCGCUCUGACUCGGACUACGACCUGUCGCCCAAGUCUCGCGAGUUGUCCCGGAACUCCUCUAUCGUCGGAGAACUGCAUGGAGAAGACCUGAUCGUGACCCCCUUUGCUCAGGUUCUUGCCAGUCUCCGCACGGUACGGAACAACUUCACCACCUUGACCAAUGUACAAUGUACCUCCAAGAGAUCACCUGCUGGCCCCCAGCCUCCCGUCACCAGAGUCUGUCAGUCAGACGAGUCGUACCAGAAGCUAGCCAUGGAGACCAUGGAGGAGCUGGAUUGGUGCCUGGACCAGCUGGAGACCAUCCAGACCUACCGCUCCGUCAGCGACAUGGCCUCCAACAAGUUCAAGAGGAUGUUGAACCGGGAGCUGACGCACCUGUCGGAGAUGAGUCGCUCCGGCAACCAGGUGUCAGAGUUCAUCUCCAACACCUUCCUUGACAAGCAGAAUGAGUUGGAAUUACCGUGCCCCAUGGCCAAGACCAGAGAGUGGAAGAAGAGACCCCACCACCAGACCCAGCUGGAGGGUCAGGGGACCUUGACCCAGAUCAGCGGGGUCCGGAAGCUCAGCCAUUCCACUGGGCUCCAAGGCAGCAGCAUCAGCCGCUUUGGGGUCAAGACAGAUCAGGAGGACCUGCUGUCUAAGGACCUUGAGAACAUCAACAAGUGGGGUUUGAACAUCUUCAGGGUGGCCGAGCACUCCCACAACCGCCCGCUCACAUGCACCAUGUACACCAUCUUCCAGGAGCGAGACCUGAUGAAUACGUUUAAAAUCCCUACGGACACCUUCGUGACCUUCAUGAUGACCCUGGAGGCCCACUACCACUCAGACGUAGAAUACCACAACAGCCUCCACGCUGCAGACGUGGCCCAGUCCACACACAUCCUGCUCUCUACACCCGCUCUGGACGCCGUCUUCACGGAUCUGGAGAUCUUGGCGGCCGUCUUUGCGGCAGCCAUCCAUGACGUGGACCACCCUGGGGUCUCCAACCAGUUCCUCAUCAACACCAACUCAGAGCUGGCCCUGAUGUACAACGAUGAGUCUGUCCUGGAGAACCACCACCUGGCUGUGGGCUUUAAGCUGCUGCAGGAAGACAACUGUGACAUCUUCCAGAACCUGACCAAGAAAGAACGCCAAUCCCUCCGCAGGAUGGUCAUAGACAUGGUCCUGGCCACAGACAUGUCUAAACACAUGAGCCUAUUGGCUGACCUGAAGACCAUGGUGGAGACCAAGAAGGUGACCAGCUCUGGAGUGCUGCUGCUGGACAACUACACAGACAAGAUACAGGUGAUGCGUAACAUGGUUCACUGUGCUGACCUCAGUAACCCCACCAAGUCUCUGGACCUUUACCGUCAGUGGACCGACCGCAUCAUGAACGAGUUCUCCCACCAGGGAGACCGCGAGAGGGAGAAAGGCAUGGAGAUCAGCCCCAUGUGUGACAAGCAUACGGCUUCAGUGGAGAAGAGCCAGGUGGGUUUCAUAGACUACAUCGUCCACCCGCUGUGGGAGACAUGGGCCGACCUGGUGCACCCAGACGCCCAGGACAUCCUGGACACCCUGGAGGACAACAGGAACUGGUACCAGAGCAUGAUCCCUCAGAGGCCCUCUCCCCCCUUCUGCACCGGUGACGGAGAGGGGGACGGAGAGGGAGGACACAGAUUCCAGUUUGAGCUGACGCUAGAUGAUGAACAGGAUGGAGAGAUGGGAGUGGAGGAGGGCGAGAGAGGGACGGAAGAGGGGUGGUCGCCAGUUGAACAGGGCGGAGUGUAGAUGAACACACGUGGGGCUUCCCCCACAUAAUGAGUCGUGACCUGCUAUCUUCAUAAAUGGAAGCACCAGUUUUAGGUUGUGUUUCACAUCUUGUUUUACUGCAGUGGAGGAAUCCUGCAAUCUGGCUCUUUGGCGUUGCUCUGCUUAUGCACUAGGGCCUGACUGGCUUUGGGCCCAUGCAGAAGAGGGUGGGGAACCACAACACUUGAUUUGGGAGCCCUCAGGAAGAAGAGUAUGAAGAGUUGAAGAGUGAUGCCUUGAAGGAGUCCUGUUGAAAAUGCUAGUGUGUGACAGAAUCUUGGUUUUUGGUAGCCAGAUAAUACAAUCUUUGUUCUGACAAAUACUGAAGAUGACACUAAGCUAGGCGAAGACACUCUGUUGCGUUCAAUUGGGACAAGAUGAAAUACUUGCACUUCAGAGCGAUCUUUGUUCUUCGUGACUAUUUUCGAGUACAUGUUUUGUUUUGUAACAGGAUGGGUUGUUGCCGGGUAGCAUCCUAUGUUCAAACUAGUGAUCCACAGGUGUUUAUAACAAAGAACAUCUACCCAAAGAACAUCUACCCUAAGAACAUCUACCCUAAGAACAUCUACCCUAAGAACAUCUACCCUAAGAACAUCUACCCUAAGAACAAGUGUUUAAAGACUUUUGUGUGCCUUUUGUUGUUUACGACAGGGUAUUUUGGACGUGAUUUUAUAAUUUAUUGAACAGGUUUGAACACGUCUUCCUGAUGUUUUUUCGGCAAUAGUCGCACAAGUUGCACUUUUUCUAAGGGUAGGAAGGGAGCUGGGAAAAUGUUUAAACUAAAGAGUCAAUAAAUCUACUAAUGAGAGGUUCUUCAUUACAGCCAAUUCAUGACUCUAUACAUGUAUUGUUGUAUGGUACCUCACACAUUUCAAAUCAAUAUCAACAAAUGCCACAGAACCUACAUGUUCCAUUUUCACAGCAAAAGGCAGUUUGCAAACCUGUUACUUUUGAUUUUACAUAUUUGCUUCACCGUAAAGCAAUGAUCUCGAUCUUUUCCCAUGUAAUCUGUCAAAACCAAGACGCUCCAAAGACGUCCUGAUUAAUGCACAUUAACAGCCGAAUGGAACUCUGCCCUAAGAGAGGUGUAUUGCCAUACCUGAUUAAAACUUCAAUCAAAUUUCUUCAUAUAUAUAUAUAAAUAUAUAUAUAUAUUUUUUUUUUUGUAAUUUUCCAUAUCACCCUUCCAAGAAUGGAAGAGGUGUAAAUUUGAUAUCUUAAUAUAAUGAAUGCAUAUAAUUAAAUAAUUGAGGCCAAUCAAAGUAAACCUUUGAAUGGUUUCUUUCCAGACAGAGAGAGAGAGACAUCUGAUAUUCUGAAGCCCAAGACCAAAGUCAAAAAAACAAACCUCUAUUCAACAAUGUCUGAUGUCAGCUAAUGUUACUAUUUUGCCAUAUUCUCCUUGAGCUGACGAGGUGUCAGGAUAUGGCAAAAUAGUUUAGGCAGAAAUGGCAGAACAAAAACUAAACCAAAAAACAAAUGUCAUCUUUUUAAAUGUUGAUUCAAUGAUAAUUUAAUGUAAAUCUAAAAUGUCCCCUGUAGUUUUCUCCAUAAUUUCUGUCAAGCACUUUGACCAGUUGGAUAGCUCAGCGCCUAGUUGCUAGUCUGUCAGCAAUACAUCUAAAUGGUACUGCGAUGUAAACUGCAGCUCUCAGCUGUGGGGAGAUCAGCAGAACAUCACUAUGUGACAACAUUUCCCACAUUUACUCUGUGUGUGUGUGUGUGUGUGUGUGUGUGUGUGUGUGUGUGUGUGUGUGUGUGUGUGUGUGUGUGUGUGUGUGUGUGUGUGAAUGAGGAAAACUUAGCCACUCAAUCUCCUCUUCUUUUCACCUAGUUCUGUGUCAAACCUUGAACUGUCUGAAACAGUGUAUUUAUAAUCUUUCAUCUGUAAAUAGAAUAAUAUUUAUAAAAUGUACAUUUGGUAUCAUUUAUAUGCACUACCAUUACUUGUCAAAACAAGUCAAACAUUUGUUCAACUGUAUAAUCCUCAAGAUUUACACAGAACAUUCUUAAACAGCCUUUCAGAUUCACAAUGGUGACAUUGGUGACAAUGGUGACAUUGGUGACAUUGGUUACAAUGGUGACAUUGGUGACAAUGGUGACAUUGUGAAUUGUUAAACUGAUUGCCAAGAAAUGUCAAUUGCCAACUUGAAUUUCUCAAUAAAUUGUUUUGGGGAAAUACUCUCAAACUAAACCAUUCCAGGAUUUGAAAUUCAAAUGGUUGGUUAGGAUCUGGAAAUCCCUAAAUCUACAGUAGUCUACAGUAGUCUACAGUAGUCUACAGUAGUCUAUAGUAGUCUACAGUAGUGUACAGUAGUUUAUAGUAGUCUACAGUAGUCUAUAGUAGUCUAUAGUAGUCUAC
Messenger RNA from Oncorhynchus mykiss (rainbow trout), 5070 nucleotides. Lineage: Eukaryota; Metazoa; Chordata; Actinopteri; Salmoniformes; Salmonidae. The record is from RefSeq and is a predicted model, not a curated record.